AUGAGCACACGAUAUGACUAUGGGUUACUUGAAUUCACAGCUAAUUUGGCGGAAGCAGAAGCAACCUAUGGUCAAAAACUGCAAUCAAUCAUUGACACGUUCUCACAAUCGAGACUAGACCUCCCAAUAAAACGACUAUCGGAAAUCGCAAAAGUGCACACUCGAACAGCGGCAAACCUGAAAAAGUACAUGGAUCCAAAAAAGAAUGAACACUUGAACCUUUGGAAAUUCUGCAAUGUUUAUUCGUGUGGAGCUGUGGAUUUGGAUAAAGCGAUGAGAGAAACUAGAUCAUCGUUGAGGACAAAAAUGGCAGUUGACGGAACUGUGAUAGAGAAACCGAAACGGAGAAAUAUCUUUAAUUCAAUUCAGAAUCAUUUGAAUUCGUCGUCAUCCUCAUAUUCUACGAAAUCAGCUGAGAAUAGCGAGAAAGUUGAGAAGGAUAGACGAUGGUUUCCAAAGCUUCCGGAUCGAAAAUUGGAGUUUAGAACGAGUAGAAAGACAACGUCUUCUAGUGUGGAAGAGGAGAAAGUGGUGGUAUCUGGAUCUAUGUCAACUCCCCAGACUCCUCAAAUUGUUAGAGCACAUUCACAGUUGACGUCAAGCGUCUCCGUUGCUCCAGACCUUCAAGAAAAACCACCACGUCCUCCGAUCCGAACCACUGUUCCCGAACCAACGCCUAUUGCUCAGCCUCCAGUCAGCGUUCCUGUCUACACAACUCAACCAUACGCUACACCAAUUUAUGGAGAUCUUCAGAAAGCGUCGAAUCCAUUUGGAAUCAAUAACAACAUUAAUAAUAAUCGAAUGGGAAUUGUUGAAGAGCACUUGUUACGUCAUCAGGAUGAUGCUCAGACCAGAGAAAUGGCAGUGGUUCGAAUUCGAACCGAUGUCGAUGUUUAUAAAGAGAUGAAGAAGAAUGAAGCAAUCAUGAAUGUCUAUGAUAGUCCACUUAUCAACAAAAGUCACUAUGUCAACAUUCGACCGCCAAUCGCCCAGAAGCCAAAGAUAAUGGCUCCAGCAGUACCAUCUCCACCAAACGAAGAUGUGUCGCCGACAUUCAUUUCAGUGGAAUGCUAUCAAGCGGGAGCACCUACACCAUCUCCAAGGAGGGCAUAUUAUAAUACGAACGACAUCCCAUCAUCUCAACGGUCCUCUUCUUCUGCCUAUUCUUCUAACUAUUCAUCUGCUUCCUCUUCAAACGUGACGUCAUUCGCCGUUGACAAUCCACCUUCUUCUACUGAUUCCUCAAAUCAAAACCUGACUCCAGGAGUCGUUGAAAAUGCACGAUACGUUCGUAUCGCUUCACCCGAUGGCGUUCAUCACCGGUUUUGA
Messenger RNA from Caenorhabditis briggsae, 1329 nucleotides. The transcript has 7 exons. NCBI's taxonomy places the organism in Eukaryota, Metazoa, Nematoda, Chromadorea, Rhabditida, Rhabditidae. Bases 1 to 1329 code for a protein of 442 amino acids. The record is from RefSeq and is a predicted model, not a curated record.